AUUCAACAUGGUCCAUACGUCCAUACGUCCAUAGUCCAUACGUCCGUCGUCCAUUCUUGGGGAAAGGAGGGAACAGGACCGUUUUGGUGCCCCUCCAGGACCAACACAAGCAAUUCAGAUGGAAUUGAGGUGCAUUCCCCGCAUUCAUUCUUCGAGACAACACCCCUCGCUUUGAAACGAUGGCCUUCGCCCCGGCUCCACAUCGCGCGGGGCUUCUCAGCCCCAGGCGCAAACGCAAAGCCAAGGACCCUUGUUCGUGGCGCACGGUUCUCAUCCUCUUCGUCAUCUUGUGCUUCCUUCUCAAAUUCACCCUCCAGCCCAAGGUCCAUGUUUCUUCCAUCAAAAACCUUUCUCAGCAGGGCACCCAGCUCCAGCUCUCGCUAGAAACCCCCCCCGGGAGCCCCUGUCACAUCCUAGUCAUCAGCACUUACCCCCCGCGGAAGUGCGGGAUAGCUCAAUUCACGCAGCUCUUCUUGAAUGCCACCCUCCGCGUGCAGAGCAAUCUGUCCCCUGACUUCCAGUGCCACUACUCGGUGCUGGCGCUCGACGACACCGACGACAUGACGGGGUACGAUCCCCACUUUGUCGUCGGGAAGAUCGUGAAAGAUACGGUCCAACCAGGCAUGAGCUUCUGGAACACGUCGAGGUGGAUUUUGAACCACCAGGAGAAGGCAGCCGGGCUGCUGCAAAAGUCACGGGAAGAAGGGGUUGCCCUGGGGGGCCUCCCGAAAAGCUUCCUCCCAUUCACGCAUAUGUUGACCCAAGUCGAAUUUGGCAUCGUGUGGCAUAAGUGGCAGAUGCUGGACCUCGUGCGCUGGGUGGUCGCAGGCCAGCGGAAGUUAGCCCUUCCAAUUGGGGACCUGCAAUCGGUGCUCGUGUGCCAUUCCCCGUUUGCGUACCCCCACAUUGAGGAGAAGGGCUUCGUGCGGCAUUUGGUCGAUCACUCGAGUGCGAUUGUGGCGCUGAGCUGGCAUGGGUACCACAGCCUGGUGACAGCGUACGGAGUACCAGAGGCAAAGGUCUUCUUCGUCCCCCAUGGAGUGGACCCUCCCAGCUCGCCCCAACGAGCCCGCACCCUCCAGCCCCCCCCUAUUCUCUCCCGAAACGAUCCCCCCGACGUCGCUACUCUGGAGCACCUCAUGUCGUUGCCAGCGGGGCAUCAGGACCGGCCGCUUCUCAUAAUGAGUCACGGGCUUAUCCAUAAGAACAAGGGCUUCCAGCGCAUUGUGCGGAACCUGCGGGAGAUUCUGGACCAAAUGGGGGGCAAGCGGAAGGUGGCGCUGCUGAUUCUGGGCAUGGAGCACAGCAAGAACGUGGAGCAGCACACCAUGCCGGCCCUGCUUGAAGAGGCUACGGCGCUCGGGGUUCGGCCCUACAUCACGUGGCACAGCGAGUACGUCAGCCAGUCGGACAUCAGCAAGUGGCUCGGCCUGUCAGACGUGUACGCGUCGAUGUACGAAGAGGUCGCCGCGACCUCGGGGGCGCUGCUCCAGGCAAUGGCGCACGGCUGUGCGAUUGUGGCGACUUCGUAUAGAUUUGCGAUUGAGGUCCUGACCGAUGAGCGCGGCCUGGUGGUCCCCUUCGAGGACGACUCCCGCAUCCAGGGGGCAUUUUUGUCACUGCUCAAGUCCCCCCCGCUGCGGGAAAAGCUCGGCCGCAACGCCGCGCGCUUCGCGCGCCACUGGUCGUGGGACAACGUCGCGGCGCAGUUCCGGCUGCUCUUCGCCGCGACGCAAGCGGAAAACGAACGGCGGAACGGAACCCGUUUCACAAGCAAGUAUUUAAUUGAUCCGCUGGAGAAGCCGGCGGGAGUUGCGCCGCUGACGCCCGACCCGUUCGGGGCGUCUUACCACCUCGACAGCGAGCUGUAUGGCGGGGGGGGUGUGAAAACCCCCCAGGAGUUUGUCGCCCACUGGUCGGCGGAUCGGGUGGUUACGUUUCACGGGGUCGAGGUUCACUCCGGAGGGUUAGUACCGGAGACGCAGCGGGUUAAGCCGGGGGUUUACGGGGUUUACGCGGACCGGGAGUUGCAGGUGAACGGCGUUAUAAGCAGUGCGGACAGCUACGCGUUUACGAAGGUGGCGGUUCGAUGGCGGGGGGUGAGGAUUGUUGCGGAUCACAAGACCGGGGUUAAGGAACCACUUUUAGGCGAACGGGAGGUGGUUGAGGGGCCUAAGGAAGGUAGACUAGAUGAGUAUAGGAAGUUGAUAACCUUGUUUAAAACGGCGGAAAGGAGGCGGCUUUUAGGGGCGACAGAAGAUGUUGAAAGUUUCAAGUCAGACGGUACUUCGGCGCAGGAUAGGAGAAAAGGCCAAAGCAUGUCGCCUUCCGUUGUGAUGAGUGGCCCGCUAGAAAUAGUUAGCAUAGAUCCGUCCCUUUAUAGCAGUGAGUCAAGCCCGGAAUCUUUAAGCAACAGUGUAGCCCUAGCUUUGAACAGCAGCGACUCGGAGGGUAAACUAGGCAGUUCUAGACCCGCCCCGCUUAUCCGACGUCACCUGGCGUCAUCAGACGGCCCGUUUUACGAGGAGGUCCUCCUGCGGACGGGGCAGGUGACGGUGGCCGUAACGGUCAAGCCGGGCCGAGAGGUGACCGUUACGCUGCACGACGCGAGCCGGUUCGACCACCCACACGGGUUGCUGGGCCAGACGCUGCGGUGCGCUUGGGACUUGCCCGUGCGCACGUCGGGGCUUUGCCCCGCCACUUUUAGAAAGGAGUUGUUCAUAGGAGACGACGUGGCGAGUCUUAAUCCAGACGUGUGGCGUGUGGCCGGCUCGGACGUAGCUGACGACAUCGACAGUCACUUAUAUGACACAAAUAUACCCGGGCAAAAGUGGGAAAUCUGGAGUGUAUAUUUCAACGAGGUGGAGGACGACCAGCUUUGGCUUAAAGGCGAAGAGUUCAAGUAUGUGCCCAGGUGACGGAGAAGCAGGACUUAAAACUGUCGACAGAAGUAUCCCUCAAAAAGCCCGGCAUGGUUCAAGAGGUUAGUUGCAAGCCGCAGGUACAAAGGUCAAGCCCGGUCGACCGCAUGCCGACCCAUCGCUCUUAGUCAGACCAUUCCUAUUUUGAGCCCGCCA
Molecule: messenger RNA, 3077 nt
Organism: Klebsormidium nitens
Lineage: Eukaryota; Viridiplantae; Streptophyta; Klebsormidiophyceae; Klebsormidiales; Klebsormidiaceae
Source: the annotation of a GenBank genome assembly